AGGAGGGGGGAGGAAAAACACUAAAGGGGUAGCUAUGGAGAUAUAACGUUUUCCUGGCUGCUUUCUUUCUUUGACAGGUGUUGAGUGGGUAAAAGUCUUAAAACAGAAUCCAGCAUGUACGCCAAAGGUAAAGGAGCUGUCGUCCCUUCUGAUAGUCAAGCGAGAGAAAAGUUAGCUUUAUAUGUGUACGAGUAUUUGCUGCAUGUUGGAGCACAGAAAUCCGCACAGACCUUCCUGUCAGAGAUCCGAUGGGAGAAGAAUAUCACACUAGGAGAGCCUCCUGGGUUCCUGCACUCGUGGUGGUGUGUAUUUUGGGAUCUGUACUGUGCGGCCCCAGACCGACGGGAGACAUGUGAACAUUCCAGCGAGGCCAAGGCUUUCCAUGACUAUAGUGCAGCAGCUGCCCCCAGUCCUGUAAUGGGUAAUAUGCCUCCUAACGACGGCAUGCCAGGCGGGCCCAUGCCUCCCGGAUUCUUUCAAGGUCCUCCUGGCUCACAGCCCUCACCUCACUCCCAGCCUCCCCCACACAACCCAAACAACCCCAUGAUGGGACCCCACGGUCAGCCCUUCAUGUCUCCACGGUACCCAGGUGGACCCCGCCCAUCACUCCGCAUGCCAAAUCAGCCUCCUGUGGGAGUUCCAGGGUCACAACCACUCCUGCCAAACAGUUUGGACCCCAGACCACAGGGACAUCCAAACAUGGGUGGCCCAAUGAGGAUGAACCCGCCCAGGGGGAUGGGAGGCAUGGGCCCACAGAACUAUGGUGGAGGGAUGAGGCCUCCUCCUAACUCUCUUGGCGGCCCAGCCAUGUCAGGAAUGAACAUGGGUCCGGGUGGGCGAGGUCCCUGGCCAAAUCCUAAUGCAAACUCAAUAGCCUACUCGUCCUCAUCACCAGGAAACUAUGUGGGGCCUCCAGGGGGUGGAGGGCCACCAGGAACGCCCAUCAUGCCAAGCCCAGGAGACUCAACAAAUUCCAGUGAAAACAUCUACACUAUGAUGAACCCUAUUGGCCCCGGUGGCAACAGACCUAAUUUCCCAAUGGGGCCUGGCCCUGACGGUCCGAUGGGUGGAAUGGGGUCCAUGGAACCACACCAUAUGAAUGGGUCGCUAGGCUCGGGGGAUAUGGACGGGUUGCCAAAGAACUCUCCAAACAACAUGGCAGGUAUGAAUAACCCUCCAGGAACUCCGCGGGACGAUGGAGAGAUGGCAGGCAACUUCUUAAACCCAUUCCAAAGUGAAAGUUAUUCACCCAACAUGACGAUGAGUGUUUGAUUUUCUUUCCCCCUGCUUUUUUAUUUUUUACCUUUAUUUUAUUUUACCCCCCCCCCCCCCCCCUCCCCUCAUUUUUACUCUUCCUUAUUUGUCUCCUACCCAAUUCUGCUGCAUCUGGUGGGUUUUCCGCUCACUUUUUUCCUGUCCUCCCCUUUCCCCUUAUCCUAUCCAACAUUUCAAACACUCUGGGUCGGUUGGGGGGGUGGGUCUCACCUCAGCCGGUUGCUGUGGUUAUGGAGCUCAGGACCCUCAACUACCCACUCCAAAGCUGGCAUGGUGGCAUCGGCAGGCGAAAGCAGACCACGAGCCACAGGACGAAUCUCCACUCUGCCCCCCACCUGCCAGCCUGCCUGGCUUUCUCACCGGCCCGGGGCACUGAGGGCGUGUUAGUGUAUGAGUGUGUGUAUUUGAGAGUGUGUGUGUGUGUGUGUGUGUGUGUGUGAGUGUGUAUGCUUUUCUCUAUGGGUGGGACUGUUCCAGAAUAAAACUCACAGUGAGCUGCUGCUGCUCAGCGCCAAGGCUGGUGGUCUAAAUUCAGUCAUAGUUUGUUUCUUUAUUCUCCUUUAUUCUUUAUUUCGAUCGUCUCACGCGGUCGGCAGUCGAGGACAGAGGUGAGGCUGAGGUCAGUCGGCCCGUCUGACUGCUGUGUACAUUCUGAAAUGGAAAAAGCUAAACUGGUGAUGAUGCAUCGGGGCAAAAACGGUCUCCUCAUGAUAUAUUUGUAUAUUAUUGAUUAUAUUAUUGUUCUGAUUUUCAUAAUUGAUAUUGUUAUUGAUGUAGUCAUGAUUUUACGGAUAUUUUCCUGUAAAGGGCACAUUUGUAUCUCAACGACAUCGAAGACAGAAUAAGCACACACUCAAGAAUGCACAAUGACACCUCUGUUUACAUGAUUUUAGGUAUUUGUUUGUCUCUUUUUUUUUUUGGUUUUGUUUUCAUGUCGAUUCGUUUUGUUGGAUGUCUCCUUGCAUAUAUAUACCUCUUCCUGUGUUCUUCAUGGAACUGAUGUCAUCACUACCAGAGUACCAUUGUAAAAGUGUACUAUCUCAGUAUUGGAGUCUGUAUGAAAUCGAAGGCUGUCUGCUUGUCACACGAAUUACAAUCACUGUCAGCACUGGACCUGAAACAUUUGUAGAAUAUUAUAUCGCAUCCUCCCAAAUGUUCUGUAAAAUUUUUUCCUCACUGUCAUUUUUUCCGUCAUGCCUGAUCUGUGUGUUCAUGUGUUGUCUUUAUUGCGUUUCUACGUUUCUAUCAUGUAGCAUGAAAAGCGUAUUGCAGUCACUGUCAGAAGGCUUUUACUUCAGCGUAGCUUUAAAAAAAAUUGCUCUAAUCUUGCCUUUUCAAAGCAUCCCAACUGUGUGAUUGGUUCAUUUAAAACCCCCUCACCUCUGUUCAUUGUUGUAAUAUCCCUGACAGUUACAUGUAAGCUUGUCAUUAAUGUUUCUUGUGAUUUUGGAAUCAUGUAUUGAUUUUGAGAUGAUUUUAAAUCCUACCCGAAUGCCUGGAGGAGGAGCGGCCGGGCUUAAUUAUAAUGGGGGGUAAAAACCCUCCUCAAGGCUGUAAGGCAGUUGCUCAUUUUUUUGGUUGUUUUAUUUUUUAUUUUUAGUCCCAUGCCUGUAAAUACAACCUAUUUCGCUUAUUGGUCAUUCAAUCUCAUUUGUAUUUUCAAUACACUACUUGUCUGUGAAUCUUGUGUGGUUCCAUCUUUUUCCUUUUUUCCUCAGAAUCGAAUCCCGGGAAGCCUCAGUUAGGACUUUUUUAAGCUUGCUCACUCAUCAUCGACUGUAUGGAGAUUAGCAACAACCUAGUCAAACGGCCAUUCGUUCAAAUUGAGUGUGCCCAUAUUAUAUCACUGUGCUUCAGAUACUGUUCACUUUGCUCUUGUUGCUCUCUGGUUUAGUCAUGUUUAAUUGGAUUGGACCUUCACUGAAAUUGUUGUUUUCUUGCCCUGUGACCCUGUGGUAUCAACAGCGUGUUUCUCUCCAAUUGACAGCACCAGGCUCACCCUGUAAUCAGAUUACAAAGAGCAAAUAGUCACUCCAAGUGCUCUCCAAUCUGUCUGGUACACAGCCCCCAUACCCCUCAUCCCUCACCCUAAUCCCCACAUCCCAUCCCCUGUCCCCAGCCUUUGUUAAUCCCUGCACCUUUUGAUUUUAUUGUAAAUACUGUAAAAUGCAUUUUGAUAUCAUUGACAUGUUUUGAUAUGUCAGUCAUAACCAACGAGAACAGCUGAAAAUAAGUUAUAAAGAAUUUGUUUUGUGUUUUUGUAUUUUAAAGAGAUGGUUUGGUGUAAAGUAUCAGAUUGAGGGGAUCGCCCCUAUUGCAUAAGAUAAGGAAUACAAGAAAAUAUUUUUCUGAAUUAAUACCUCAAAAAGAAUCAAAUUUAAAUCCACUGUAAACAUUUGUAUCUCUGGUGGGAUUCACAAAUACAGCAGUGUGUUUGUGAAGGAAAAACAUUUUUGAGUCUGAAGACAGAGCUGUAUAUAGUUUUCAAGAGGACAGAGAGAGAGAGAGAGCUAACAGAUUAACACAUAAUGGCACUUGCGGCAAGUGACUUUGAUAUAUGCAGGCCUGUAUUCACAUAGAUUGACCCCAAUCGAUUAGAUUGCAAUGUAGCCUUCCAAAGAACAUCCUAAUUGUGUUGUUUAUGGUCCCUGUUAACUGCAAUAUUAAAUAUCAAUCAUCAAAUUGAUGCACCCUACCCAUUUCACAAAUGCAGGCCAAUCUAACAUCAAACCAAGGGACCAAAAGGGCACAUAAUUAACUUGAAGGUCUCUUAAAAACAAAUAUACACGUUGUCGAACACGAAUUCGGAUUUGCACAGCAUAACAUUUAGUGUUAAAACAACACUAAGUAGACUGAUUCUCCCUAAUCCUCUCUCAGUCCUUAAUUGUACAAUUGUUGGCCAUCUCUGUACUUCUAUUGUGAUGUAUAAUACUGUAACAUUUGGAGGGAUUUGGAAAAGGCAGUGUGUGUGUGGGAGGGGUAUAUUUGGCGAGGGUGGGAAGAGAAGAGAUUUUCCUGUACCUUUCAUUGUCCUUUCUGGCGACACGACAGUAUUCAAUAUGAAGCAGUCUGUCUCAUUGGGUUUGCUUUGUAUUUCAUGGUAGGCUAGUUUGGAUCUGUGUCUUAGGGACUUAGGUGUCUUGUGUAGGUAAUAAAGAUGUCCUUUGUAUGU
Molecule: messenger RNA, 4447 nt
Organism: Astyanax mexicanus (Mexican tetra)
Lineage: Eukaryota; Metazoa; Chordata; Actinopteri; Characiformes; Acestrorhamphidae
Gene: ssbp4
Product: single stranded DNA binding protein 4
Exons: 18
Coding region: 115-1272 (385 amino acids)
Biological process (GO): positive regulation of transcription by RNA polymerase II
Cellular component (GO): nucleus
Molecular function (GO): single-stranded DNA binding; protein binding
Source: RefSeq, a predicted model, not a curated record